Messenger RNA from Entamoeba nuttalli P19, 2130 nucleotides. Its product is annotated as protein phosphatase domain containing protein. Gene Ontology annotation, biological process: protein dephosphorylation. Gene Ontology annotation, molecular function: protein serine/threonine phosphatase activity. The record is from RefSeq and is a predicted model, not a curated record. Bases 1 to 2130 code for a protein of 709 amino acids. Lineage: Eukaryota; Evosea; Mastigamoebida; Endamoebidae. The transcript has a single exon.
AUGAAAGUUUUUAGUCAUAAAGAUGGAUUAGAAACAUUAACACAUAUUAUUAAUGUUAAUGAAGUUAAUGAAGGAUAUCAAAUUCAAUUUGAUUAUGGAGGAUUAGUUAUGGAUACAAUAGUUAGAAAACCAUUUAAUGUUGAUACAAAACCAGUCAAUGAAAUUAAAACAACAAAUAUUAAUGAAGAAAAAAUGAAUUUAUUAGAACAAAAAAUAAUUGAAUUAUCUACAAGUUAUAAACAAUUAGAAUCUCUUAAAGAAGAUUAUAAAAUUCUUAUUGAAAAAAUAACUUCAAUAGAAAAAACAUCAGAAAAAAUACAACUUCUUUUAAAAGGAAAUGAAGAAUUAUUAGGAAUUGAAACUCUUCAAUUAGCUUUUACAAGAUUUAUGUCUGCUGGAAAUGUUAUGCUUCCAAUUAUUCCUCGUGUUAUUACUGUUAGUUCAAAAUAUUUAGAAAUAUCAACUUCUGUACUUAAUGAAUAUGGAGAAUUUGCUGCUAUUGUUUUAAUAAAAAAUGAUGAAGAAAAUGAUAUUUCUUUAAAAUUAUUAACUGAAGAUGGAGUUUAUAUUAUAUGGUUCUCUCAUAUUCAAUUUAAUGAAAUAAUUAGUAUUUGUACUAAAUUACAAUUUAAACAAGAAAAUAAUAAUAUUUCUAUUGGUAUUCCUUUAGAACAUGAAACAAAAUGGUUUUUAAUGGUAAAAACUUCAUUUGGUUUAGAAGUUAUGAAUUGUGUUAUUAGAACUUAUCAAUUCAUUGGAGCAUUAAUUGCUAUUGAAAUCCCAGUGAGUGCAUAUAUAUGUUCAGAUAUUACUUUAUGUGAAAAAAAAAUGCCAUUACCUCCUAUAGAUUCAAAUGAUGAAUCUUCUUCAGAACAAGAAUCAGAAGAAAUUGAUUGGGAAACAAAAGUUCAAGAAAUUAGAAAUGAAGUAAAAGAAGAAUUAAUGAAAACAUUAUCAGAACAAAUAAAAAAAGAAAUAAUUGAAGAAAUGAAUAAAAGAAAUAUAAAAGGUGAUGAUUAUAAACUUUCAAUUGAUGAUGAUGGGUUUCAAUCAGAUAAUAAUUCAACAAUUAAAGUAAAUGAUCAAACUGAAAUUAUUACUCCAAUCGUUAGAAGAUCAAGAAGAUCAAAUUAUACUCCUCAAAGUACUCCUUCUCCUCAUUCUGAUGAUACUCCAACACCUGUUUCUUCUGCUCGUAUUCGUGGUAGAAGAGAAGCAUUUUAUCAUGCUCAACAACCUGUUUUUGAUUCAGAAGGACAAUGUAUUGCUAUUGGAUCAACAACACAAUUACCAACUUGUAGUUUUACAUGUAAAAUUACUCAAAAUGGAGUUAUUAAAAUAGGAGAAAGUAUUCUUCCUAAUGAAGCUAUUGUUCCAUUAAAUGAAGUUGAAGUUGGAAUUGCACAAACAAUAGGUAAAAAACCUACAAUGGAAGAUACAUGUUGUGUUUAUGAAACAAAUAUUCCAUUUAUGGAAGUUAUUGGUAUGUUUGAUGGUCAUCAUGGACAAGAUGCAGCUAUUGAAUUAUCAAAACAAAUGGGAGUUGUUUUAAAAAAAGCAUUAAGAGAGAAAAAGAAAGAUGUUCAUGAAGCAUUAAUAUCUACAUUUGAAACAUUACAUCAAAUUAUUAUUGAAAAAACAGAAAGUGGAUCAACUGGUACAAUUGUUGCAAUUGAACAAAAUACAGCUUAUGUAGCUCAUGUUGGUGAUUCACCUGUAUUUUUAAUUAAAAGAAAUUCAGAAAAGAAAAUUGAAAAAGUUACUAUUAAUCAUCAUCCUGAUAUAUUAGAAGAACGAGAAUUUAUUGAAAAGAAUGGAGGUCAUUGUUAUAAAGUUGGUAAUACUUGGAGAGUAGAAGGUGUUAUUGCUUUAUCUCGUUCAUUAGGUGAUAGAACACUUCAUCCACCACUUUCUGCUAUUCCAGAUGUUAAUUCUUUUGAUUUAACUGAUGUAACUGAAAUAGUAAUAACAUCUGAUGGUGUUACUGAUGUAUUAAAUGAAGAUGAUAUUGCAACUCUUGUUUUUAAAAGUGUUAAUGUUGAUACUGCUGCUAAUAGUAUUCGUGAUACAGCAUUUAAAAAACAAAGUCUUGAUAAUAUCACUGCUAUUGUAGUAAAAAUACCUCAUUAA